UUGUCUGUCCUUGAAUUGAAAAUGCAAGUUGCUUACACCAUGUGAUGGAUAUGUGAAGUGAUGAUCAAGUGUUAUAAAUAGGCAACAAACAUGUGUAGUCCUAACACAUUAAUCUCCCUUUAAUUAAUCAUUAUUAGCUUAUAGCUAAUUAAGUAGAUUCCAUAAAGAUAAUAUGGUAAGCCUUGUGUUGUUUCUACUAAUUGCUCUUUGUCCAGUUAUUAUGAUCAAAGCAUGGUCAUUCAGUAAGCCACCAUGUCCAAAUUGCGGUGACCUUGCAGUUCCAUAUCCACUCAGCACCAACGAUAAUUGUGGCGACUCCAGAUACAAAGUUUACUGCAACAAUAACAAGUUAGAAUUCUUGUCAGCCACAGGAAAUUACUAUAAGAUCCUUAAAGUUGACCCUUGUAAUAACAAGCUUGUUCUUCAACCACCCCUCAUACUCAAAGAAACUUGUUAUUCUUCUGAUGUUGUUGAUGGAGGGUUUCUCUUGGAACAAGACUUGCCCUUCAAUAUUUCUACACACAACACUGUCAUGUUGUUGAAUUGCUCUGAGAACAUCCUUCUUUCCCCUCUCAACUGUUCCUCAAACAGUAUAUGUAGGGUGUUUGAGGAUAAGGUUGAAGAGGGAAAAGGGUGUUUUGGUAAACUUUGCUGCCAUUACUUGAAAGAUUCAGCGAUGAAUUCUCAUAAGAUAAGAGUGAGGGUUGGAGGGUGCACAGCUUACACUUCCUUGGUUGAUUGGAAUCCUGAUUCUCCUCCUGACUCUUGGAAUUAUGGGAUUGAGCUUCAAUGGUUGCCUGCACUUAUUUGAUUUUAUUGGAUCCAUGCAUGCCAUGCAUGCAUGCAUAUUCCUGCAAAACCCUUUUCUUGUGUGGGAUCUUUUUAUGUUUGCUUUUUCAUGAUGAUGAAAUUGAUCGAUAUCAAGGUGCAAGUAUAGUAGUAGAGGUCCUAGCUUUUUGAAGUUUGUGAUGUUAUGCUGUUGCUUAGUUUUGGUUUUCGGCUUAGAAUAAUAAUAAUAAGCCAAAUUAUUGUUUGUUUUGCUUUGUUCCAUUUCUUGUUUGAAUAAGGAUUUAUAAACUUGGUCAUAAA
Arachis ipaensis is the source of this 1089-nucleotide messenger RNA. RefSeq names its product wall-associated receptor kinase-like 20. The record is from RefSeq and is a predicted model, not a curated record. Gene Ontology annotation, molecular function: polysaccharide binding. NCBI's taxonomy places the organism in Eukaryota, Viridiplantae, Streptophyta, Magnoliopsida, Fabales, Fabaceae.